CUCUUCUACCUCUUUUCCACUCCGCGUUCAGAGAGAACGACACGAUGCCCGAGUCCGCCUCGUACACAAAUGGCUACCCCAAUGGGACGGGUACAAAGGAGUGCGAAGACAGAGAGACGUUUCUUUUUACGAGUGAGAGCGUAGGCGAGGGACACCCAGACAAAAUCUGCGAUCAGGUUAGCGAUGCAGUUCUCGAUGCUCAUCUCGCACAGGAUCCCGAUGCAAAGGUUGCAUGCGAAACCUGCACCAAAACCGGGAUGAUCCUGGUGUGCGGAGAGAUUACGUCAAAGGCCGUAGUUGAUUACCAGAAGAUUGUUCGUGAAACCAUCAAGAAGAUUGGAUACGACGACUCAUGCAAGGGCUUCGACUUCACAACGUGUAAUCUUCUUGUUGCAAUUGAGCAACAGUCGCCAAAUAUUGCUGGUGGCGUUCAUGUAGACAGAGCUGAGGAAGAUGUUGGUGCUGGUGAUCAGGGUCUAAUGUUUGGCUAUGCUACGGAUGAAACUGAAGAAUGCAUGCCAUUGACUGUGGUCUUGGCUCACCGUCUCAAUCAGAAGAUUGCAGAAUUGCGCAGAGAUGGCACUUUCUGGUGGGCUCGCCCAGAUACAAAGACACAGAUCACUGCAGAGUACUACUUCGACCAGGGUGCUGCCAUUCCCCUGCGUGUGCACACAGUGGUCGUCUCUGCCCAGCACUCGGAGAAGGUAACCCUGGACCAACUUAGAGCUGACAUUAUGGAGAAGGCUGUCAAGUCUGUCAUCCCAGAGCAGUACCUUGAUGAAAACACCAAAUACCACAUCAACCCUUGUGGAGACUUCAUCAUUGGAGGACCUCAGGGUGAUGCAGGUCUCACCGGCAGGAAGAUCAUUGUUGAUACAUACGGUGGUUGGGGAGCUCACGGAGGUGGUGCUUUCUCUGGCAAGGACUACACGAAGGUGGAUCGCUCUGCUGCGUACGCUGCUCGAUGGGUUGCAAAGUCACUGGUGAAGGGUGGACUUUGCAAGAGAUGUCUUGUUCAAGUAUCUUAUGCAAUUGGAGUAGCUGAGCCAAUCAGCAUCAGCAUCUUCCACUAUGGCACAUCACAAUACACAUCAAAACAGCUCCUAAAAAUUGUCAACCAUAACUUCGACUUGAGGCCAGGCCGUAUUGUAAAGGAAUUGGGCUUGAAGCGCCCAAUCUACAGUGACACUUCUUGCUAUGGACAUUUUGGCAGAGACCAGUUCCCAUGGGAGAAACCCAAAGCAAUGACCCUUCCAAAUCUUUAAGUAAAUCUUGUCUCAUCCCAAAGAAAAAGAUAGGGAUGCAAACGGCUUCCUCAUCAUACGAGAAAAUAACUGCUUAAAUUUGGAGGAGCCAACACUUGUAGAAAUUUAGUUGACCAGUUAGUGUAGUGCAAAAUAUUUAAUCUUUUUAAAUUGCAUUUGUUGGAGUUUGUGAUAGCACAUCCUUGUGUCAGGCAGGCACUCGGGCACUGUGUAUGUGCGACCUGGUGAUUGUAGGUGCUAGGCCAGGGGGUGCCUGGUGUCUCCCCCGGUCUGGCCUGCCCCUAACCUCGAGGACCCCUGCAAGAUGACCACAGUUUCAAGUUGGUACAGAUGAUGGUCCUGUUUUGCCAUGUAAACGUCCUUUGUUUGUGCCAGACUUGACACUGCAAAUGUGUAGGAUUAGCAAGAUUUUCCUCUAGAGUUUUUUAUACAAGAUCUACGCAUUUGUGUUGUGUUUACGAAAAUUCUAAUGGAAAAGAGCAUUUCCUUAAACACUCCGGCCACCUUUCUGGGAUGGGGCAUCACUUGCUGACACAUUCCUCGAGACUUGAGAGUUAGGGUCUUUUUAGGUUUUAUCCUUUUAUUUAGAUUUGGUAGCUUAUUGAAGAUGUAUGUCUACAUUGUAUUUGUUAUGAUUAAGCCGAUUCUAUACACGCAGAAUGUAUACCAUUCGGCUGAUUAAAAGUUAUUCGUGUAC
Penaeus chinensis is the source of this 1962-nucleotide messenger RNA. Its product is annotated as S-adenosylmethionine synthase-like. Gene Ontology annotation, molecular function: methionine adenosyltransferase activity; ATP binding. Gene Ontology annotation, biological process: S-adenosylmethionine biosynthetic process. The transcript has 7 exons. The record is from RefSeq and is a predicted model, not a curated record. Gene Ontology annotation, cellular component: cytosol. NCBI's taxonomy places the organism in Eukaryota, Metazoa, Arthropoda, Malacostraca, Decapoda, Penaeidae. Bases 45 to 1265 code for a protein of 406 amino acids.